AUGACUAGUCUUAUUAAAAACCAGAUUAUCAAGCAUUUGUCCAAGUUUGCUCGCAACAUUGCAGCAGAUCAAAUUGACGUUAAAAUUUUGAGCGGAAAGGGUGAGCUGAAGAAUAUUGAGAUUAAUGAAGUUGUUCUCACGGAGGUGUUGGAGUUACCGACAUGGCUUCGUAUCCGAAAAGCUUUUUGCAACAGAGUGGCGGUUAGAGUGCCGUGGACGAGAUUGAGGUCUUCGCCAAUACAAUUGUUUAUCGAUGAAAUCAAUGUUGAAGUAGAGUUAACUUCUGAGCCGCUCGUGUCUGAUGGUUCUAAUCCAUUAAGUUCUUUUUCUGACAAUUCCUAUGGCUUUGCUAACCGUGUUGUUGAGGGGAUGUCGCUUUACAUAAACACGGUCGAAGUUCAUUUUGAUUCUGGUGCAUUUGGCGGUUGUUUCAUGGCCUUUGCACGUCCUGAAAAUUCACAACGAACGAAUAUUAGUGCACCCUUGAGGCUUAUCACGAGUAGUGGCAAAACGCGGAUAACCAUUAAGAAAUCUACAGUUGACGGUACUGUCCUUGGUGGUCGUCUUCAAACCAUAUUAGAUGACAUAUUAUGGGUAGCUACUCUUCCGCAAGUGCGCUCUGCGAUUGCAUUUUAUAGUCAUAUAAUGAAUCUUGUAAAAGCGGCUCCUAAGAAAGCGAAGACUGGCAUAUCUCAGUCUUUACCGAAACCGUCGUUGAGUAACAUGCUUUCCGCGACUACCAGCAUGGCUUCGAAAGCGUUUAGGAAUUUUGAUUUUGAGCAAACUUCUCUACACCUUUAUGUUGGUAAAAUUGAUAUGCACUUGUGCGAUGAUACAAACGCAUCUUCUGAAUUUCCUCCUGACUUUGAUAUAGAGAAUGGUGCAUUACAAGUAACUUUUAUAAGAUUGUCUAUUGACUUCUAUCCUUCAAAUAUUGCGGGUUCAGAACGUUCAAGUUGGGUCCGCUACACAGCCCCCAACCAAUGUUCAACAUGGAAUCAGAAAAUUUUGCAAGCUCAUUUUGUAAAGUUGUGUUCUCGUUUAGCACAAAUUUUUUAUAUUUUUUUCUCAACUUUUAUUCAGAACAACAUCAUUUCAAGGCACUUCAGUUUGAAACCGUUCUGUUCAGAGUUAAACGCGCAACAUCGUUUAAAAAGGAUUUGGCCUCAACUGCAGUCAAAGAAUUGUGUCAUACGAAUUCAUGAUGUUGUAGUUCAGUGCGUGACAGAUAUGAAUUCAAAGCGCGAAGGGCUUUUCAAUCUGUUCAUGUCGGAUAGGAAAUCCAAAGCAUCAUUGCCUUCUGACCAGCCACUCGUUCAUUUGGAACUAGCUUCAUUCUAUCAUCCAGCUACUGAAGCUAUGCCAUUACCCUCUAAUACAGUUCACCUUCUCCUUGCGCCGUUUGUUUUCUUGUUAGAUCAGAGGACAGUUCGAUGGGCAGCCUUCAUUUUUCAGGACAUAAGCACCGCUGUGAAAAGGACUGGAGCAACUUUCGACGUGAAAGAUAUGCCAGAAAGUGAUAUUAGAGUCGAUUUUCUAAUGCCUAAGGUAAUCAUUCCUCUGACUGCUUGUAAAACUGGAGAUUAUCGAUAUCCGCGCAGGUUAAUAAUUAGCAUGAGCACCGUACUGAUGACUAAUUGUGGUUCAUUACAUUCCCAGGACUCUUCGUCCUUUUUCAAAUCAAUAUCCUCUAAUUUGCUUGAUCUUGUUGAGCAAGUCCAGCUGUCUUUCGAUGUUGAGCAUUUCCGAAAAUUUAUCAUACAGCUUAAUGACACUAUGGUAGAGUCAGAACCUGGGGAAGAGAGGUUUUGGAUAAGCACCUCACCUGUUUGGAUUGACACCGAUUAUGGGGAUGGUACCAAAACUGCUCCUGUUCUUGGAGACGUUGCAUUUCACGCUGUCGUGAUGCUGUCUCCAAAUCAGAUAAAUGUGGCUAUACAACCUCAGUGUCGAGUUCGAGUUUUCUUGGACCAUUUUCAACUUGUUCAGCUUACGAGAUUAUUUAGUGCUCUUUCACUUUUUGUGGAACAGCUUGAGGCUGAUAGGAAGUUUUUUACUGGCCAAGUGACCAAUGGGGAUGCAACACCCCUGGCACUGGUGGCAAUCAUUGAACAAAUCCAAGUAAAUUUGCUUCUUCCAUGUACACCUAUUCAAAACCCUUAUGACAAUUCUAUCCGUCCUCCAGCAGACUGUACUACAUCGUCAAUAGGUAUGUAUUUUGUAUGA
Molecule: messenger RNA, 2226 nt
Organism: Enterobius vermicularis (human pinworm)
Lineage: Eukaryota; Metazoa; Nematoda; Chromadorea; Rhabditida; Oxyuridae
Source: the annotation of a GenBank genome assembly